Stylonychia lemnae is the source of this 1557-nucleotide messenger RNA. The record is from the annotation of a GenBank genome assembly. Lineage: Eukaryota; Ciliophora; Spirotrichea; Sporadotrichida; Oxytrichidae.
AUGGAAAUUUAAAGCACUAGUAUAUUUACACAUUUUGUGAAGGGCUUCGAUCUUUACUCUCAACCCAUUAACUUUAGUCUAAAUGGCUAGCAUAAAUUCAAAACAAUAAUGGGAGGAGCUUUCUCAAUGAUCGUUGUUGUUUUGAUGAUUGCAUUAAGUAUCUAAAGAAUAAAUGACAUUUAAAAUCAAAACUUAUACACUGUAAAGCAAGGUGCUAAUUAUGUCUUUAAAAAUAUGCCAACACAGGAAAUUAAUUUAUCAGAAAAAAAAAUCACCUGGGCAUUUAUGAUUUCUAACUAUGAGAAAAGCUAGAUAUACAAUGAUUCUUUUUAUGGAUCAUUCAACAUUGUAUAGCAUCAAGCAACUUAGAUAAUAGAUAGUGAGAUUACUAGUGAUCAAUAGACUGAGCAGUCUCAUAGUUUCAAUAAUAUAUAAAUUAGAAACUGCAAUUAUCCUGAUGAUUUCUCUUUUUUAGAGGAAUAGUAUUUCAGAGACUAUGAACUCUCUUAAUAUUAAUGCCCAUCUUCAUAGAAUAGUAGUAUCUAGGGAUAUGAGAAUUCCAUGUAGUAUUAAUCUAUACAUAUCUAAUUCUUAAGAUGCACAGGCUACAAUUGUUCAACUGACUAGGAUUUGGAAAAAUGGCUAGAAAAUAAAUGGAUUUAUAUCUAUCUUGUUUCUUAAUAAUUUUAAGAAGAUGCUCAGGAAAAUUUCAUAUAAAGUUCCUUUAAAGAUGGAAACAUCUUCUUUACAUCUGAAAUUAAACUUGAUUAGAGAUUUUUUGAUUAUGAAAGAUAGGCUUACACAUUUAAUUAGCUUCUAGGAGAGUUAGGAGGAGUUUAUAAUUCUUUAUUAUUCAUUGGCUUUAUUUUGUAUUACUAGUUCAGAGAAACAAUGUUCUUUUGCCAAAUUUUAAGUUAAGGGUACUUGGUUGGAAGCUAAAUUGAAAUGACAAAUCAUAGUGUAAAGACAAUAGAUAUCAAAAGGCAUGAAAUCAUUAAGAGAUUUUCAGCUAGCAAAAUAGUAAAUUCAGGUAACAAUAGUAAUAUGCAAAUUGACUUAAAUGUUAAAGAUGAUUUGAAAUCUUAGAAGCCAAAGUUAUAAAGAUAUUCCUUCGACUAUAUUAGGGAAAUGCUUUUUCAUAGGAAAUAUUUCAUUGUAUCUCCCUUAGAUAUCAUCAAAUAUACAGCAUGUAAAAUCACUGGCUUUUUUGAAUAGAACAGAAACAUGUGUAACAAAUAUUAGCAAUUGAAAGAAAAUUAUAAUCGAUAUUAAGUAGGUGUAAGACAGGUUAAAAGUGAUCUUGAUUUGAUUUAAUACAUCAAUUUAAUGAAGGAAAAAGAUAGAAAGCUUCUGCAUGGAUUAGUCUGUGGUGAUUAAUUUUAAAGAGAAAAGCAUCCAUCUGAGGAGAUAAGGAAAAAAUUGAAGACUAGUAAACUUGAAGAAAUGACGAAGGUAUAGAUAUUUGAAUAGACCAGUUUUCCAUUAGCUGGUUGCUCAAGCAGGAAUUUAUUUCUCUAUGAUUCUUAAAUUAUGGAUCUAAGCAAAAGAAGUAGUUGA